This is a messenger RNA of Daphnia pulicaria, 4999 nucleotides long. RefSeq names its product VWFA and cache domain-containing protein 1-like. Gene Ontology annotation, cellular component: voltage-gated calcium channel complex. The record is from RefSeq and is a predicted model, not a curated record. The transcript is spliced from 8 exons. Lineage: Eukaryota; Metazoa; Arthropoda; Branchiopoda; Diplostraca; Daphniidae. Bases 244 to 4611 code for a protein of 1455 amino acids. Gene Ontology annotation, molecular function: voltage-gated calcium channel activity.
CGCUUCCAUCUGUGUCAACUCUAUGGUCUAUGGUGGCCUUUUUUUAUUUUCUAGGUUUGUGUUUGUGGAAUUUUUGAAUUUGCGAGCCUCUUUAUAAGAACGAAUUGCAUACGGUGUUUUGAAACACAAGUGAGAAUGCUGCAUUCGUUACUGUGCAGAUUUUUUUUCAUCAACCUCUAAUUGAGAAGAAUUUCGAGAUCAAGGGACUGGCGGCCGCCUAAACAAAGCCGAAAUCUAAACAUCAUGGCGGCUUGGUCAAAGGCCUAUCGCUUGCGGCAAUGCCUUCUGAUAACGCUUCUGUUGCUGUUGGAUAUGUAUUGCCUUUUCUUGGCUGCAGAGUCUCCAAAAAUUUCUUCUGGAGGAGAUGUGGCAGCUGAUGAUCGUGACAGAACUUCUGUAAAAAAAGAACUCAGGAACCCAAACAGGUGGAUGGGUGCUGGUUUGGCUGAAGAGGAAGAAAUUGAACCCAUCAAAGGAUUCUAUUUGGAUGAAGGGUCUCAGAUGCUUACAUCUUUCAUGCGCACAGUCAGCAACGAUGAGUUGGGGGUCACAAAUCUUCAAACUAUAUAUGACUCCCUUCCGUUUGGUUUAUUGGAGAAAGAUGACUCUUCCAGAGUGAAAGAUCUCAGUGAUCGUAUUCAGCGUAAACUGUCUCACUAUUCUUCUUUAGUGAACAGUAGUAGAAUUGCCAUUGAGGAACUCUUUUGGCAUCACUUACACAGGCCUUUAAGCACUCCUGCACCUUGUUGUGAACUUCCAGAUGGAAUGCUUAGGUAUGAUAGCCAUUUUGGAGCUCUAGUUUCUGAAGAACUAUCUUGUGAUGUGUCGGUACCAAACCACAAGCCCCUCAGUUUCUCCCCUGGACAUAAUCUUACUGAUGUUUUUGCCAACAACUUGAAAGCAACUUCUUCCAUCAAGUGGCAAUACUUCCUUAGUGCAGAUGGUGGGCUCAGUGAAUAUCCAGCUCAUCGCAUUGAUAGCAAGUCUACUGGAUGCAACAAAGCCGGCGAACUUUUGCGCCGAAGAAACUUGUAUCUUUCUUCAGUCUACCCAGAACCUAAAUUUGUUGUCAUGGUAAUUGACCAUGGAAGUGCGCUAAGUCCUAAUCAACUAUCCAUCGCAAAAGCCAUUGGAAAAUAUAUCGUCACAAGCUUGUCGGAUAAGGAUCACAUUGGAUUGAUAGCUCUCUCCGACGAGCUUCACUAUGCCGGCGUCGGCGACUGUUUCACGCGUGGAAUGACACGAGCCAGUCGCCAGACGAAAUUCAAACUGAACCGAUUCAUCGACAGUUUGACUAAAGCUAAAGCACCUGCCAAUCACAGCCUGGGUUUCCAACAAGCCCUUGAUAUGGCCAGACAAGGCAUGCUGAUGAGCGGAAACGAUGCGGGGGCCGGUUUUCAAACGUCAGUGAGCGGUUGUGCACCAGGCAAUCAGUCAUGUGGCCAUGCACUCCCUCCCUCGAUGGGCGAUUGCCCCACUGCCAGCUCAAAUCCAGUUUUGUUGGUGUACAUCAGUCGUGGCCUUUUGUCUUCGCUUGCUGAGCCUCGACAAGUUUUAGAGCUGAUUGCACUUGGCCAACUCUGUCUCCAGGGCCGAUUGGUGAUCAAUACAUACGCUCUAAUUGAUGAUGGAAAACCAAUUAUGUACGAGAAAGCGUUUCUCCAAGACGUGGCUAUGCAAAAUUAUUCGCGCUACAACGUUUCCUUUGCAGCUCUCGAAAGGCUUCCUAUUAUGCGAGGACAAGCCCUGGCAAUCAACUCAACUCGGGGUCUUUCAUCCACCGUUGGAGACUAUCUAUCUGUUCUUCUAAAUUCUUCAGCUCUGCACCAGGCAACUAUCACAUAUUCUCCACCUUACUGGGAUUCAGUUGGGAAAGGAUUAGUCAUUAGUCUAACGCAACCUUGUUUCCAUUUGGAUUUACUGGUGGGAGCUGUCGGUCUAGACAUACAUUUGGCCGAUCUAGUCGAGGACUUCACAUAUUUCAAUGUUCCCGGAGGUCGGAGCUACGUUUUUCUGAUUGAUUCGAUUGGGACGGUAUUGAUGCAUCCUUCAUUAGCUCGACCGAACACGGUCUCUGAAGAGACGAUCGCCACGGACAUCGGUUUCUUGGAAUCACGCACUGGAUUUGCAGCUAUUCGAAGGCAAAUGCUCACCUCCACUUCGGGAACAGGAAGAGUAUCUUUUGUAUCCAACGCCACUGAUACCACGGAACAGAACGGUGACGACGAUGAUGAAGUCAAGAGUACGACGCUUGUAUACACUUGGGAGCGAGUGGGAUCUACUCCUUAUAUCGCCUGCAUCGUAACACGACACGAUAAGGCUGGAUCAGACGUUCAAGUCUUACGCCGAGUACCACCCACCUCACUGCCGGAUUUAGUUUACCACCGACUGGACGUUGUCUCUAGCCCAAGCAAAGUUGAUCUGUGUCGCUACUUUCGCCAACAUUCUACUUUGACUGCCGGAUCCCUUUUUCUUUCACCUGCCGCACAUCUGUCUUCUUUCCAAUUUGAGUCUUGGGCUGAACCGUCGCCUGUAGUUAUUCAAUCAUUUAUGGCAUUCCUAAGUGAUAAGACCAAAUUGAUAGCCAACCCUGGGUUGCGCUCGGCAGUUCGUUCAGAUGUCGGAGCCUUGGCACAACUUGUUCCUUUCUGGAGAUCGCAGUUUGGUCAUUCUCUACUAAGGCAGUUUGUCGUCCGGCGUUAUGCAGCAACAGCUACUAGUGGUGUGAUGAUUGAAUAUCCAGCCACUGUUCGGCCAGCUUCCUUUGAUCCACUACGUCGUCCUUGGUAUCAAAAGGCCGUCGAAUUUCCGGGAAAAAUUGUUGUUACUGGACCUUCCUUGGAUCCGUCUGGUUCUGGUUUCGUCGUCUCAAUAAGCCACACUAUUUAUGAGGGAAAACCAUCCGGUCAUCACAGUUCUACGGACGGCGUUGUAGCAGUUGUCGGUGCCGAUUUGACACUGUCCUACAUGCACCGGAUGCUUUGGGCCACUCUACCCUUUUGCCCCGACCGUACUGGCCAAGUCAGGGGCUCAAGUGUUCGCUGUUUUAUAAUGGAUGAGCGUGGUUACCUACUCGUCCAUCCCAACUUGUUGGAUCCUUCAACACAGGGAGGACAAGCCAACGUAGAACAGCAGCAUUUGACACAUCACGAACCUUUGGUGGCAUCCGAUUUGCUGAAUCACGACCGUUUCGUCCUGAAGAAAGCCUGUUCCAGCUAUCCAGAUCGAACCGUUCAACGAUUUUACCAACUAAAUUUAACCCUUAACGACCAGUGGGUAGACCGCAGUGGAACUCCGGAUAUGCCAGUUCCCGUUUUAACAAACCUAGUUCACGGAGAGCACUGCAUUCGAUAUCAGAUCGUAGCUAUCCAGGGAACAAACUUGUUUGUUGGUGUUGUCAAUCAAACCUGUGAAUCGGCUACCGCUUUCUGUCCUUGCUCAACGGUGGAUCGGCUUUGUUUGAACUGCCAUCGAAUGGAACAAAGUGAAUGCGAGUGUCCGUGCGAGUGUCCAUUGGAAUUGGAUACGUGCAUUAAUAUGUCGGAUUCGGCUCAAUCGGAAGCUGAAGGCUUACCAAACUGUCCAGCAUCGGAGCUGUCCUCGUCACCACCGCCACCUCCUUCUUCUCGAUCACGCGAUGUUGAGCUUUUGCCGUCUUGCCUUGCACCGGAUUGUGAGGGACGUCUUUCGGAAAAAGAAUGCUUUGGUGUAGUCGGCUGUGAGUGGUGCGUCAGGGACUCUGAUUCGCAAUCGCUUCUCCAGAUUCCUUUUUGUACUCAACACUAUAAAUGUUACGGCGGAGUUCUUCGCGGAGCUUCUCCAUAUGCUGAUGAAUCUAAUAAUGGUGGCAUCUCAACGGCGGAUAUAAAUUCUUCGUUCAAAUCGCUACCGGUUGGUCCAGUGGCCGGAGGAGUUUUGGCUUUCUUCUGCUUUGUCGCCCUUUCCGUCUAUUGUUACCGCCAACAAACUCGCCGUCGCCAUCACGGCGCUGGUAGCGGAGGUUACGGAUCAGGAUCAGGUGCUGGUCUGCGAAUGACUCAAUUAGACAACGACAUGGACGAACACGACGAUAUUGAACCUGAUGUAGAUGAGACAACGGCCGUUGUGACCCAUGAAUUCAGUCUAGCAGGUGGUGUUGGUCUCGACAAUGUCGCAAUCGUUUCCCCCUAUCGCGUCAACACAGGAUACCGACGCCCAGCCGGUGGCGAUUCAGACCAUGGCUAUUCAACUAUGACGCAUGAUAUGCAUGAAGAUUCCGAACAUACGGCCUCAUAUGUUGAACCGUUGCUCGUAGGACGGGAUCGAUAUCGCCCGACAGCUCGCUCGGUAUCAACAGGCUCAUUUUCUUCGCGGGCUUCGUCUCCUCUCGGACCAGUCUAUCAUCCCGUUCGCGCUGCCAACCAACGAAUUGUGUCACCCGGCACUCUGCUCGAAUCGGCCGACGAAUUAGAGGCCGAGAGAAAUGAGAAAGGGCCUAGAGAGCUUAUGGAUUUGCACUCGUCACCUCCCAUCCGAAUGUUAGACGAUUCAUUGGGUAUGACUGUUUUACCCGAUUCUAGCCUUAACCAGCUCAUAGUACCUGUCACCGUUCAUAUGGUCGAUACAACAUAACGCUUCCCGUUUGUAACGAGGCAGCUGAUAUUUUAUUCAAAUGUGCCAUGGAUUUUUGAUCCGCCCUUUCGCGUGUUUUCACUUUUCGAGCUCUUCCAAACUCUCUUGUUUUUAUCUUUUGACUGAAUGCUAUUUUUCGUUCGUGUGAAAUUUGCCAAUCAAUUUGUAUGUUUUCGAGAAAAAGAGUUGGGACUAUUGUUAAACCAGUAUUAUUUUUUUUAAAUUAUCCCCUCUGAAAAAUAUCGUACCGAUCAUGUGUGCGUCUUCUGACCUCAGUGCCUUGAACUUGAUGCAAUCAAUCAUCUUUGUGCUUUUUUUUUUCUUAAUUCUUAUCCAAGCAGCUCAACCCUCAUUUUGUGAACAAAUAAAUUGUAAAUCCGAAAUUGAA